AGCACACACACACAUGCCUCUCUUUUCUCUCUGCGUGUGUACGUUGGUUUGCGUGAAGUACAAAAAAAAAAGUAUUUUUCUCAAGAAAAAACAUCUCCGCAAGCAACGCCAUUAAAAGACGGUUUUCGCACGCUUUUAUCGAGUUCUUGUUGUUCCGCACACACACAGACAGACACACACACACAUCCAUGCGUCGGCGUGCGUUUCACUGCCUGCUGCCGGGUAGCCGCGGCGCCGCCGCCUUCUGUGCUGCUCAGCGACGCCUCACCUCUUCCUCUGCCUUUUCCUCCAUCGCGGCCCGCCUGACCACCGGUGCCGUGCCCACCCACGCGGCGUCGACGGCAACCUUUUCGUCCCCGUUGGUGCUGCGUCGUCAUGCCGGCACGUCCGACGCGGUGUCUGGUAGCGGCCACCGCCACCACCACCGCCGCCACGCCGCCGCCGCUGCCCUCUCCAGCUCCUGUCGCCACUACAUGCCUCUCCCACGCGACCAGGACGACUUCUCCGUGUACACGGAGAUCGACCUGCCGACGGAGUCGCGCAUUGACUCUAUUCGCCGCAGCGGCCUCGCCAAUCAGGAGUGGGUGGCGUGCGAGAAGGUGCAUGGCUCGAACUUCGCCGUGUACCUGAUCGACGAGCACGAAGUCCGCUUUGCGAAGCGCAGCGGCAUUAUGGACCCGAACGAGAACUUCUUCGGCUAUCACCUGCUCAUCGACGAGUUCUCCGCGCAGAUCCGCCUGUUGUGCGAGCUGUUAAAGCAGAAGCACCAGAUCAGCGGCCGCAUGGGCCGAGUGAUUUUGCACGGGGAGCUGUUCGGCGCCAAGUACAAGCACCCGCUCGUCCCCAGAAGCAGCCGGUGGUGCACGCUGCCGAAUGGAAAGAAGAUUCCCAUCUCGGGGGUAGAGAUCCAGAGUGAGCCGUUCCCGCAGUACAGCCCGGAGCUGCACUACUACGCCUUCGAUGUGAAGUACUCCAUCUCCGGCGCGGAGGAGGACAUGGUGCUGCUGCCCUUCGACGAGUUCAGUGAGGUCUGUGCGAAGGUGCCGGGCCUGCUCUUCGCGAAGCCGCUCGUCCGCGGCACGUUAGAUGAGUGUCUCGCCUUCGACGUGGAGAACUUCAUGACCCCGCUACCGGCGCUGUUAGGCUUGGGCAACUACCCGCUGGAGGGGAACUUGGCGGAGGGCGUCGUCAUCCGGCACGUCCGCCGCGGUGACCCCAAGAUAGAAAGCACCGCCGUCUCCACGAUUAUUAAGCUGCGCUGCUCGUCCUUCAUGGAACUGAAGCACCCUGGCAAGCAGCAGGAGCUGAAGGCCACGUUUCUCGACACGGUGCGCGCCGGUGCGCUGCAGCGGGUGCGGAAUGGAAAGACGAUUACGGUGUUGUCUGACUCGAUGCUGCCGAAGGUGGAGGCGGCGGCGAACGCGCUGCUGCUCAACAACGUCAGCGAAGGCCGUUUGAGCAACGUGCUCUCCAAGAUUGGCCGCGAGCCCCUUCUCUCCGGCGAAGUCACCAAGGAGGACGUUGUGUUGAUGCUGGCGCAGGACGCGCUGAAGGACUUCUUAAAGGAGGGCGAUGCUGUUGUGCUGAACACGACGCUGUCGUUCCGCAAGACGCUUAUCCGCAACGUGUACUUUGCGGCGGAGGAGCUGCUGCGGGAGGCGUGGCGGCACGUUAUGGACCGCGAGCGCGCCGCGCAGGCGGAGGCGGACGCUGCCGUGGCGGCGCAGGCGGCGACCUCGUAG
Leptomonas pyrrhocoris is the source of this 1742-nucleotide messenger RNA. RefSeq names its product putative mitochondrial KREL1. The coding region runs from base 189 to 1742 and encodes 517 amino acids. The record is from RefSeq and is a predicted model, not a curated record. NCBI's taxonomy places the organism in Eukaryota, Euglenozoa, Kinetoplastea, Trypanosomatida, Trypanosomatidae. Gene Ontology annotation, molecular function: ATP binding; RNA ligase (ATP) activity. The transcript has a single exon.